Cloeon dipterum is the source of this 1183-nucleotide messenger RNA. It is a transcript of the gene MED11, whose product is annotated as mediator complex subunit 11. NCBI's taxonomy places the organism in Eukaryota, Metazoa, Arthropoda, Insecta, Ephemeroptera, Baetidae. Gene Ontology annotation, biological process: regulation of transcription by RNA polymerase II. The transcript is spliced from 3 exons. The coding region runs from base 145 to 627 and encodes 160 amino acids. Gene Ontology annotation, molecular function: transcription coregulator activity. Gene Ontology annotation, cellular component: mediator complex. The record is from RefSeq and is a predicted model, not a curated record.
UUACAUUUGCUCAAAAGAGAUUUUAGGAGGUUUCCAUCAUUGGCGUUGGCAGGCUUGCGUUAUUAUAAGUUGUGAAUUGUAUUUAAGACAUUUCUGCAUAUGGUUCUUUCCUGAGUUAGAGCUGCUUAAAUACAUUAAUCCAAAAUGUCUCAAAUAAUGGACAGACUGCAAGUACUCAGCCAAAUUGAGAAUGACGUGAUUUCCUGCAUGCAAAGUGCCGGACAAGCUUUGAUGGAGCUGAGUAAAGAAAAGUCAAGUGUCAAACAGGCAGAAACUCAAACGCAGCAAUUUCUUAAAACGCUCAACAGUUUGGAGUCAAAGCUGUCAGACCAAAUAAGCUAUCUCACACAAGUUUCCACCGGUCAGCCACACGAAGGCUCUGGUUAUGCUUCAGCAAAAGUUCUGCAAAUGGCUUGGCAUCGGCUUGAGCAUGUUCGCAGCAGGAUCAACAACUUGGAAAAGAUCAAGAAUAAGCAUCUUGUUGGCAGCAGGCCUUCAUCUAUGGCUAGAGCAGUUUCUCAGCAGCAACCCAUCACAAUCCCAAGCGGAAGCAGCACCCCUGUCUCUACCGGGGCACCUCCGACCCCAACCCAACCUCCCUCAUUGGGGCCUCCCAACAGCAACUGACAAUGGGAAUGAAGAUACUGUGAAAGAACUGCUUUGUUUGGAAGCUGCAAUCAUUACUAAUUAACGCAGGAAUUUCACUCUAAAUAUGAUUCAUUCUUAGUGUGGUAAUUUUACCAUUAAUAAUUCGAUCAAUAUAAUAUUAUUCCAUAGCAGAGGCGCAAUAAUUGCUUUUGUACUUUUGAUGUCUUACUCUUUCUCGGUACCACCAGUCUGAUAAAACUGCUGAAUUUUCUGUUUAAUAGUAUCCUUGAGUUUCCUGAUGAUAUUUUGUAAUUUGAUAGAUCAGUUAAAAAUAAACCUGUUUCCGCUUUGUAAGAAAUUUAAAUUUUAUUGAGUUAAAAACCAACACCAUUUUAUUCACAUAUUACCAUAGUAAGGAAUGUAUGCUUUACAAUUUAGACCCAGUUUUAACAGUAAAAUACAACAACCAUAUCACUCGUGUGCUUAAAAAUAAUUAAUUUUGAACAGUGGAGCCUACAGCUUGUAUGUACAAAUUUUUUCUUUGUAGUAGUUAUUUGGUUUAUCUUCGCGCAGAAUAAAUAUUUUUUACAAAGAG